Molecule: messenger RNA, 498 nt
Organism: Microthlaspi erraticum
Lineage: Eukaryota; Viridiplantae; Streptophyta; Magnoliopsida; Brassicales; Brassicaceae
Source: the annotation of a GenBank genome assembly
AUGGAGGGUAUGUUAGGGCUUAUGAAAAUCCGAGUGAAGAAAGGGAUCAAUCUCGCUCGUAGAGACUCUCGGAGCAGCGACCCUUUUGUCGUCAUCACCAUGGGUUUACAUAAGCUGAAGACUCGUACUGUGGAAGAUAACUGCAAUCCAGAGUGGAAUGAAGAAUUGACACUUGCAAUCAAGAAUCUCAACGAGCCUGUGAAUCUGACAGUGUAUGAUAAAGACACAUUCACAUCGCACGACAAGAUGGGAGAUGCGCAGAUAGACAUCAUGCCGUUCGUUGAGGUUCACAAGCUUGGUUUGGAAGAACUUCCAGAUGGAACAGUGAUCAAGACAGUUUUGCCCACCAAAGACAACAACUUGGCUGAAGAGAGCAAGAUCGUCUCCGAGAAUGGUAAGGUCGUCCAAGACAUGAUUCUUGUGUUGAGGAAUGUCGAGUGCGGUGAAGUAGAAAUUCAGCUUGAAUGGAUUAUACUCCCUGGUGGUAGAGGACUCUGA